AUGGCUGAAAAAUCAAACAGAAGAUCUAACAAAAGCGCAAUUCACAACGUCUCCGCUGCCACAGUUCGACGCAGAGUGGGCGAUCUCAGCAACUCUUUGCAACGAAUGAGCAUCGAAGAACGCAAAGACAAAACUGGAAACUUCACCUACAACCCAGAUCGCGUAAUUGGCAAUGGCAGCUUUGGUGUCGUUUACCAAGCCACAAUUGCAGAAACAGGCGAAACAGUUGCUAUUAAAAAGGUUUUCCAAGACCGCCGAUAUAAGAAUAGAGAGCUUCAAAUAAUGAAAGAGCUGAGACAUCCGAAUAUGAUUGGGAUGAGGCAUGCUUUCUAUACUUCAGAAAACAAGCCUGAUGAGCUUUAUUUGAAUAUUGUUAUGGAUUAUAUUCCUGAGACUGUUUAUAGUGUGAUUAAACAUUAUAAAAGAAAUAAGCUGUCAGUCCCUAUGCUACUGGUUAAACUUUAUAGCUAUCAGAUGAUGAGGGCACUGGCUUAUAUUCAUCAAUUAGGGAUUUGCCAUAGGGACAUUAAGCCACAAAAUGUACUGGUAAACCCUAAUACACAUGUUUUAAAAAUUUGUGAUUUUGGGUCCGCGAAAAAAUUAGUUAAAGGAGAACCAAAUGUAAGUUAUAUUUGCUCUAGAUAUUAUAGAGCUCCUGAACUUAUUUUUGGGUCAACUGAUUACUCUGGGACUAUUGACGUGUGAAGCACCGGUUGUGUGAUUGCAGAAAUGCUGCUAGGGCAGCCUAUAUUUCCAGGGGAAAGUGGUGUUGAUCAGCUUGUCGAAAUUAUCAAAAUCCUAGGAACCCCAACUCGUGAACAAAUUUUAGAUAUGAAUCCAAACUAUACUGAAUUCAGGUUCCCACAAAUCAAGCAGCAUCCAUGAAAUAGGGUUUUUAAAGCAAGAACUCCUCCAGAUGCAAUUGAUUUCAUUGCAGGUUUGCUAGUUUACUCUCCCCAACUUCGUCCAACCCCUAUGCAAGCUUUGUUACAUCCUUUUUUUGAUGAACUUAGAGAAAGGUCUACUAGUCUUCCUAACGGAGAAAGCCUGCCUGAUUUAUUUAACUUUACCCAAGAAGAAAUCGAUUCUACCACAUUUGACAUCAUACAAAGACUUAUCCCAUCAUGGUACUCAUCUAGGUAA
Molecule: messenger RNA, 1143 nt
Organism: Blepharisma stoltei
Lineage: Eukaryota; Ciliophora; Heterotrichea; Heterotrichida; Blepharismidae
Source: the annotation of a GenBank genome assembly